AUGACUGUGUACGCUUUCUACAUUUUUGACCGCCAUGCGGAAUGCAUCUACAAACGCCGCUGGCAAGGUCGACCGACGUCCAUCAGCACCAAAUCAUCCCUUCCCACUUCGCAAUUACAUCAGGGGAACAAUGGAACAUCUCGAAGUGCCGACGACGACGCCAAGCUGAUUUUCGGAACGGUCUUUUCACUGCGGAAUAUGGCACGCAAGUUAGGUGGAGAUGAUGACAGUUUUAUUUCCUACCGCACCUCGCAAUAUCAGUUACACUUUUAUGAAACGCCUACCAAUAUCAAGUUUGUCAUGCUCACCGAUUUGAAGUCGCCGAGUAUGCGCAUUGCGUUGCAACAGAUAUAUGUCAAUCUUUAUGUGGAAUAUGUGGUCAAAAAUCCUCUCUCCCCUGUCGAACAUCCCGGUGGAGUCGGAGUAAACAAUGAGCUUUUUGAAGAGUCGCUCGAACAGUUUGUUGUGAGUACUGCCAUCGCUAUUGUUCUAUCUAUCUUGCUGAUUUGA
Molecule: messenger RNA, 510 nt
Organism: Talaromyces amestolkiae
Lineage: Eukaryota; Fungi; Ascomycota; Eurotiomycetes; Eurotiales; Trichocomaceae
Exons: 4
Coding region: 1-510 (169 amino acids)
Biological process (GO): endoplasmic reticulum to Golgi vesicle-mediated transport
Cellular component (GO): TRAPP complex
Source: RefSeq, a predicted model, not a curated record